UUUAUUUAAUUUUUUUUAAACAAGUUUUUCUAUAAAACUUCUUUGGUAGUUCCCGAUUUUUAAUGUAUUGAGCAAAUAUUGGCUAAAAGGCGAAAUCUCCAAAAUAUGGAUUUGAGGUGUGCCGUUUCCUUGUGUUCCGUUUUGGUAUUAUGUAGUGCGGCGAGCUAUCAGCUGGUACCCGGACUAGAAUAUGAUGGUGACAUAUAUGUGCCGCUGCAGUUAGUAGGUUCUACUAAAAGUAACACUCGGGUGGUCAGAUCUCCGAGACGCCACUGGGGUGGCUCUAACGCCAACGCUGAAUCUAACGCCCAAGCUUCUGCGGGAGGAUUUGGAGGCUCGCAUGCCAACUCAAAAGCAGAAGCAGAUGCGCAAGGAGGCUUCCAUUUUCCUGGAUCUGAGUUUGGCCCGGGGGGGCAUAGAGGACAUAAUCGCGGAGGCCAUGGUCGACCUGGAGGAUAUAACCAAUUGGGUGGAGGAGGAUCAGGCGGUGCAAGUAAUGGUGGCGCCCAUGCAGUGAACGGAGGAGCACCACCAUUUGCUGGAGGAGCAUCCGCAGGUGCCAGUGGAGGCGGCGAAGCUAAUGCCAAUGCUCAGUCUCAAACGUUCAAAGGAAACGGGUUUUCGGCAUCUUCGUCGUCUGCCAGCAGUAGUAGCAGAUCUAACGGUUUCCAAGGCGGUGCUAAUAGUCAAGCAAAUGCUCAGGCUGUUGCUCAAGCAUAAUGUCUUCUUCUUUUACCAAUUAAAGAUCAAAUAAAUUUGUUUUAAAGAGUU
Messenger RNA from Cylas formicarius (sweet potato weevil), 771 nucleotides. RefSeq names its product keratin, type I cytoskeletal 10-like. The transcript is spliced from 6 exons. Bases 106 to 720 code for a protein of 204 amino acids. Lineage: Eukaryota; Metazoa; Arthropoda; Insecta; Coleoptera; Brentidae. The record is from RefSeq and is a predicted model, not a curated record.